CCCAAUCCAAACCAGAUUGAGCAGAACCAAAGAGAGCCAUUAUCGACCACAAUAAUCUUUUCCGACACACACAGUUAAUCAAUACUUACUGAAAAUGUCGCUGAUUCCGAGACUCUUUGGCGGCCGGAGAAACGGCAACGUGUCCGAUCCCUUCUCCCUCGACGUUUGGGACCCGUUCCGCGACUUGUCUUUCCCAUUUCCUGCUUCCGGUGAGACGUCGGCGUUCGUCAACACUCGCGUGGACUGGAAGGAGACACCGGAGGCUCACGUGUUCAAGGCGGACGUCCCCGGCCUGAAGAAGGAGGAAGUGAAGGUUGAGAUCGAAGACGAUCGGAUUCUUCAGAUCAGCGGGGAGAGGAACGUGGAGAAGGAAGAGAAGAACGACGCCUGGCAUCGAAUGGAACGCAGUAGCGGGAAGUUCAUGAGGCGGUUCAGAUUGCCGGAGAACGCGAAGAUGGAAGAGAUAAAGGCGUCGAUGGAAAACGGAGUGCUCACGGUCACCAUUCCUAAGGCGGAAGUGAAGAAGCCUGAUGUUAAGUCUAUUGAAAUCUCUGGUUAGACAAUCCAUUUUCCGAUCCGCUACGUGUUUAUGCAAAUCAAUACUGAAAAAUAAAUGUCAAUUCCCCCUGUGUGUUGUAUGUAUAGUUUGUAUGGAAAAGUGAAUAAAAUGAGUGUUUUUGUUUGUGUUUAAAGUCUCAAUGCCUUCUCUGAAGUUUGAAUAUGUAAUUUUUCAUUUGGGGAAGCUGACUAGAUCAUAAAGUUUUUACUCACAUUUUACCUUGAAAUAUGGUAUGUGUCGUGCAUUAUUAGAAAUGUAAGACGGUAUAAAUUGAAAUGUAAGAUCAUUUGAUCGUA
Ipomoea triloba (trilobed morning glory) is the source of this 855-nucleotide messenger RNA. Its product is annotated as 17.5 kDa class I heat shock protein-like. NCBI's taxonomy places the organism in Eukaryota, Viridiplantae, Streptophyta, Magnoliopsida, Solanales, Convolvulaceae. The record is from RefSeq and is a predicted model, not a curated record. The transcript has a single exon. Gene Ontology annotation, biological process: protein complex oligomerization; response to hydrogen peroxide; response to salt stress. Bases 95 to 559 code for a protein of 154 amino acids.